Messenger RNA from Rhipicephalus sanguineus (brown dog tick), 535 nucleotides. RefSeq lists its product as uncharacterized. The record is from RefSeq and is a predicted model, not a curated record. Lineage: Eukaryota; Metazoa; Arthropoda; Arachnida; Ixodida; Ixodidae. The transcript is spliced from 3 exons. Bases 1 to 525 code for a protein of 174 amino acids.
AUGCGACAGAUAUUCACAGCCGUUUUUAUUGUGGGUCUCGCUGCCUUGGCAGUGAAUACAUAUACUCUUCCCGAGGAAGACUCAAGCGUUGACAGAGUGUUCGACAGCGCUGCUCAAGAGGCCAUUUAUCUGGGCGAGAUCCUUCGUGACGUAGCAGAGACGCUAGAAAACGACGAAGAGCUGAGCGCUGAGGGUGACGAGUACUUUUUCCGUGACCUGUGGAACAAAACAAAAGAAGCUGUGAAAAAUGCUGCUAAGAAGAUGAAGCUAUCCGUAAAGGGCGCAUACAAUGAGGCCAAGGACAACAUCAAGAAAGCCACCAAGGAGGCCAAGGAUAAGCUCAAGGAAAAAACAGUUGUGAUCGUAUCUGAAUUGCUAAAAAAAGUGACGAGUGGCUAUGCCGUGGAUGAAACCGAGGGUUACGGUUACGGAAACUUUCUGAAGGUGCUGCUCGAUCUCAUCCGUCAUACGGCAGGACGAAUGGUCAGGGGUGGAAUGGCUGUGGGACAGCUGCAGCUCUCGUGAAAAUAAAGGA